AUGCUGUUCUUUCUGCUUGGCUGUCUGCUGCCCACCGCCGAUGGGGAGAGCUGCUUCCGCUGUUGGCCCGAGCUGCCCGCAUUGGUGGACUACGACCUGCAGGUUCUCUGGGGCACGCCAGGGCCACCUGCCGAGCUCUCACAAAGCCUGCACACACUCUUCAUGGAGGAGCAUGACAUCAGCAACCCCUGGUACCUUGAUCGUGACCACUUGGAAGAAGAAGCAGCCAAAUUAUUCAAUAACAUAGACCUAGCCAUUAAGAAAUCACGAGAUGAUAAACUAGUACUUUUGGAUGAGAUUGACACCUUCAAGAAGCUCUUUUCUGAGAGACUGAACAAGAUAUCAGAGGCACUGAAGGAGAAGGUCUGCAACAAGUCCUGUGACCUACGCCCCCAUAUGGAGGUUACCAAUUGUAUCAACUGCAAGAAACACUACCUUUCCUGCCACGAUCCCACCCUCUGCCCAGGCUGGACCUCCAUGGCCAAGUGGGGUACAAGCAUGGGAAUCAUUCUGCCCCUGGCAGCCAUAGCUGGAGGUGGAUUUUACUGGUUCUGGUACAAGAAGAAGAAUCAAAAGGUAGAAAAGGUACUUCCAAAAUCUAGGGCUCCCAAGCCCCACGCCCAGGGUCAAGGCUCCCCUGCUGGGACGGUGCACUCUCGACUCCAAAAUCAGUCGCUGCCUCCCGGGGACUUCUCGUCCCGCCAGCCGCGUUGCCGUGCCGCUCCUGCGAACCGGAUGGGCCCCCUCCCGGGGUUAGUUCAGUCGCUGCCUCCCGGGGACUUCUCCUACCGGCUGCGUCCCACGCCCCCCGAGCAAACCAACUGGGCCCCCUCCCGGGGUUAG
Messenger RNA from Loxodonta africana (African savanna elephant), 843 nucleotides. RefSeq names its product testis expressed 51 (gene TEX51). NCBI's taxonomy places the organism in Eukaryota, Metazoa, Chordata, Mammalia, Proboscidea, Elephantidae. The record is from RefSeq and is a predicted model, not a curated record. Bases 1 to 843 code for a protein of 280 amino acids. The transcript has 9 exons.